This is a messenger RNA of Acanthoscelides obtectus, 1173 nucleotides long. The record is from the annotation of a GenBank genome assembly. NCBI's taxonomy places the organism in Eukaryota, Metazoa, Arthropoda, Insecta, Coleoptera, Chrysomelidae.
AUGGAGCAUUUUGUGAAAUAUUCGAACGCAUCUCUUAAUAACCGAGUCCUGCUUAUCCUCGACAACCACGAAAGUCAUAUCAGUGUUGAAGUCGUUAAAUAUGCAAAAUCAAAUGGAGUCACUUUGCUGACUAUACCCCCCCACUGCAGCAGAAAGCUACAGCCAUUAGAUGUUUCCGUCUAUUCAUCUUUCAAGACUAGAUAUAAUUCAGCCAUGAAUAACGGGAUGAUCAGUAACCCAGGACGAACUGUUACGAUCUACAAUAUACCUGGAUUUGUAAACACAAUCAUGUCGCAGGCUUUUAGUCUAUCCAAUAUUUUGAGUGGAUUUCGAUCAACUGGGAUACACCCCUAUAACCCGGACAUCUUUACAGAUUACGACUUUUUAUGCUCUGCGGUAACAGAUAGAGAAAUGACUAGUGAACUCCAAAAGCAAGAUGUUUCUUCGAUUACUUCACCCUCGGUCGCUGCAAAAGUACCAUCAGAUUCAACCACGGUCGCAUUACCUUCAACAUCUACUGUACGUCAGUCAGAGCCUUCAACAUCAGCAUCAGUAUUCACGAAUGAAACUGCAGCUCCUAGAAUCAAUUCACCAUCAAUUUUGACUGCGGAAGAAUCCGGUCAAGCAAAUACAAUACCAAGACGAUCAGCAGAGAUAGCUUCUACAUCUAAUGUUCUGGAUAUGACAACGGUAGAUUCUGAUUCCGGACACACACCAAAAAUAGUUUUACCACAAACAAUUCGACCAUUUCCAAAAGCUACUUCUAGAAAAAGUCUUCGUCGUGGUAGACAGCCCGGAAAAACUAAAAUUUUAACAAAAACGCCAGAAAAACUAGACCAAGAUGAUAAGUAUGCACCGAAAAAUAAGAAAAUUAAAAUAACUACGAAAAGGCAAACAGGCAAAGCAAAUAAAAAGACAGUAAAAAGACAAGUUUUACAGUCAAGUGACAGUGAGACAGACCUUGACGAAGAACCCAAGUAUCAUGAUAGUUCUGAUAGUCCCUGGGAUGAAGUACCAGAUGUUACUGAUAAUUGGUUUUGUUUCAUCUGUAGGGAAGACAAAGUUAUGGACAUGAGACUUUGUGCUGUUUGUGGCAAAAAUGUCCAUGAAAUGUGUGUUGGACUAUCCAAAGACGAUAAGGAGCAGUUUAUUUGUCCCAAUUGCUCCAAUUAA